UUAGAUAGUAUCUAUCUCUUUUCGAUAAUUUCUCUGAGACUAACGAAGCAAAGUGCAUAUCAAUCAAGGACGAUAUCUAAAACAGAAUAUUCGCUGUUUUCACUGAUGCACUGCCAGUAGGAAAGGCCAACACCGGAAAGCUUCCACAAUGGUUGCAAUUUUGUUGCACAUCUGCGAGAUCAUUAGGAUCGUCUUAUUCUUGACAUAUCCGGUCGCCAAUUUCUGCCUGAACCUAGUCUACCGCCUAUUGAUGGGACCGACCAAGACACUCCCUCCAAUAGACAAUAAAAUACUUUUGAUGCCAGCAACUGAAUUGGCAGAGAAGAUAAGGAAACGGCAGCUCACUUGCAAAGACGUGAUGCGAGCGUACAUCCAACGGUCCCAACUGAUCCAUGACUCCAUCAACGCCGUGACAGACCAGAGAUACGUGGAAGCCCUGCAGGACGCUGUGGCCGUCGAUCGGUUCUUGGAGAGCGGCGAAAAGACGGAAGAACAGAUAGCGGAGGAAACACCUCUUCUAGGAGUACCUUUCUCUUGCAAAGAAGUCCUUGGAGUUAAAGGACUUGCACAGACUACAGGACUGACAAAAGCCAAAGGUCAUUUGGCCGAAGAGGACGGAGAUGCUCCUGCAAUGUACAGGAAGGCCGGUGCUAUCCCUGUCACGGUCACCAAUGUCCCCGAAAUCUGCAUGUGGUGGGAGACAGCGAAUCACGUUUAUGGAAUCACGAAGAAUCCGUUCGAUAAUAGAAGAACAGUUGGAGGAAGCACAGGUGGCGAGGCAGCUUUGCUGACCGGCGCAGGCGCUAUAAUCGGCAUCGGAACAGACAUCGGAGGAAGCAUCCGUAUUCCAUCUGCGUUCUGUGGAACUUAUGGGCAUAAACCAUCGAGAGGCAUCGUAUCCAACUGGGGAACUUUCCCUUACUGCCAAAAGUCACCGGACAAGAACGACGAUAGACCACAGCUUCACUUUGUUAGCACGGGUCCCAUGUGCCGAUAUGCUUCAGAUUUACCUUUGCUACUUAAAGUUCUUUCUGGUAACGACAAAAGGAUACGACUGAACGAAAAAGUUGAUUUUCGUAAAGUCAAAGUUUAUUACAUGAAAGGACUACCUGGAAGGUUUAACUCGGCACGACCAGACGUGCGAAAAGCAAUCAUAAAGGCAGCAAAACAUUUCGAAGAAGAAUUCGGGGUCAAACCGAUACCUCUGGACAUUAAAGAGAUGCAAUACGCCUUCGCUCUGUGGAAUGCCAAGUACCGAGAAAUCGGCGCUGGGCCAUUAAAAAAUGAACUGUGCUACGGCAAAAAAUCGGUCAACCUUUGGCUAGAAUUGGUGAAGAGUUUCUUUCGAUGUUCGGAUCAUACUUUGCCUUUGAUUUAUUUCGGAUUAUUAAAGCCUAUGGACGACAAAAGGUACCACAAGUGCCUGGAAAUGUACAAAUCACUUCAUAAGAAAUUCGAGGCCAUAUUUGAAGAAGAUGCCAUUUUCCUUUUCCCAACCCACCCGGAACCAGCACCACAUUACCUCAUGACUAUUCCUAAAUUCUUUAACGCUGGAUACACUGCUAUAUUCAAUAUUUUGGGUUAUCCUGUUACUGCAAUACCUGCAGGUUUGAGUGACGGGUUGCCCAUCAGUAUACAGGCCAUCAGUGGUCAAUUUAAAGACCACCUCACAAUAGCGGCAGCACAGGAACUGGAUAAAGUAUUCGGUGGUUGGAUCAAUCCAUGUCCAAUAAAUGUUUAAUGAAUUAUUUGUGAGAAGUGAAUUAUAUUACAAAGAAGGAAAAAUAAUUAUUAUGAAACUGUU
Argiope bruennichi is the source of this 1804-nucleotide messenger RNA. RefSeq names its product fatty-acid amide hydrolase 2-like. Bases 149 to 1741 code for a protein of 530 amino acids. Lineage: Eukaryota; Metazoa; Arthropoda; Arachnida; Araneae; Araneidae. The record is from RefSeq and is a predicted model, not a curated record. The transcript has 8 exons.